Messenger RNA from Rhododendron vialii, 816 nucleotides. RefSeq lists its product as uncharacterized. The transcript is spliced from 3 exons. Bases 205 to 615 code for a protein of 136 amino acids. NCBI's taxonomy places the organism in Eukaryota, Viridiplantae, Streptophyta, Magnoliopsida, Ericales, Ericaceae. Gene Ontology annotation, cellular component: nucleolus. The record is from RefSeq and is a predicted model, not a curated record.
GUUUUACAUGCACCAAAUCAUUUUUCCUCUUUCCUUGUUCUUCUCUUCUUUGUUCCUUUUAUGAGAGAGAGAGAAAGGGAGAGAGAGAGAGAGAACGGCAGAAGAGGGAAGAAGAAGAAGCUGCUGCUGCUGCUCUCCGAUCAUGAGUUCAGACCUGUAAUUUGAAGCCUCAAGUUUUUAUUUUGCUAUCGUCUGGAAAGGAGAAUGUCUGCAUACGAGAAUGUUGUUGGUGGGAAGUUGAAGCUGAAAGGAAAGGCCCUGGAUGUCAAGGCUGGAGGAGUCAAGAAGAAAAAGAAACAUAGGGAGCAUUAUGAGCAAAUUUCUCAAGUCAGUGAAAGUGACCUUGCAGCUGGUGCAAGUACAGAAAUGUCUGCUGAUCUGCACCAGGAUGAUGUCAAUGAUGGCAACAAAUCCACUGAGGAAGGAAAUGCUGCUUCUUAUGAUGGCCAUCUCACCCCAGCACAGAGACGCUAUAUGGAGCAAAAGGAGAAAAUUGACGUUCAUAGGCUGGCCAAGACGGCAAAUAAAUCACAUCGUGACCGGAUUGAAGAUUUUAAUCAGUAUCUCGCGAACAUGAGCGAGCAUUAUGACAUUCCUAAAGUUGGCCCGGGCUGAUUUUACAGAGUAUUACUGGAGGUUGGACGGGCAGGAGAUGCACCUUCUUUUUUCCAAAUUUACAUUCUAAUGCGGGUGUGCUGCUUCUUUCUCUGCAUCUUACAUCCUUCUUGUUGUGAUUGUUAUUUAUAUUUGUGGCUGAAGCAUAUCUUUGUUUGUUGUUUUGGAAUUAUUUAACGCUCAAAUAACAUUGAUGAUGCA